This is a messenger RNA of Adelges cooleyi (spruce gall adelgid), 2120 nucleotides long. It is a transcript of the gene DCAF12, whose product is annotated as DDB1- and CUL4-associated factor 12 homolog. The record is from RefSeq and is a predicted model, not a curated record. NCBI's taxonomy places the organism in Eukaryota, Metazoa, Arthropoda, Insecta, Hemiptera, Adelgidae. Bases 320 to 1702 code for a protein of 460 amino acids. Gene Ontology annotation, cellular component: Cul4-RING E3 ubiquitin ligase complex. The transcript is spliced from 6 exons. Gene Ontology annotation, molecular function: protein binding.
GUUUAAUAAUAAUAAUAUCGACUAAUGGGGUAAUAAUUUUAGUUUUAACAAAUGUAUAAAUUAAACAGUAGGUAUUUAUUUUAAAUAUUGAUUAAUUGAUACGUAAAAAAAAUCAGUGUUUGUAGCGAUAUGUAUUUCAUAGUCGAAUCGUACACCGUCAACGUGUAGUUUAUCUUAAUUUUAAUAUUUAAGUAGUAUAAUUUUGUAUGUUUUUUGUUUUUACAAAUUUUAUGGGAUUACAUAUUCCUCGUUGUUAUGAUUUUAAACCGUUGCAACACACUUAGACGUUUAUAAUUACUACAAUCGGUCGACUCCCAACAUGGCUCAAACCCGACGUGUUCCGAUAUUCGGUUCACGACCGCCAUGUGCGUACCAGUCUCGUCUUGAUGAACGGCAUAUGCAGCUGCGUAUGGCUAGACUAGAACGUUCAAGGAAAUCAGAUAAACCCGAAGAUUUUGUCUGCUACGAAGACUCCGACGAAGAAGAAGAAAGUACUAUGUCGUUGUGUAUGAUGUUGAACUCUUCUUAUAAUUUUGUCGACUACGUGAGAAACAGAGAAUAUGGAAUGCGAGAGUAUAGGACUGUGAAUCAAAAUCACGGUACAAGACACAUACUAACACACGAUCUAUUUAAAGAGCGAUCUAUACCAUUGAAAACAAUGAAUAAAGUUUUUUGUUCACAAUGGCUUAGUAGUAAACAAAUUGUGUUCGGAACAAAAUGUAACAAAUUGAUGGUAUACAAUGUAAAAUCGCACGAACUCGAUCAAAUACCAUCAAUUAAGGGAAGAGUCGAUGAAGCCGCAGACCAACAAAGUGGUAUUCAUUCAUUAAAAAUAAAUCCAUCUAGAACAUUACUCGCAACAGGCGCAUAUAAUUCAAAUGAAAUUGGUGUCUACAAAUUGCCCACUUUAGACCCAAUCGUAUUAGCAGAGGGUGCUCAUAAAGAUUGGAUAUUCGAUAUUGAAUGGCUUGACGAUGAGUUUUUCGUCAGUGGAUCACGCGACACUAAACUCGCUUUAUGGCAAGUUCAAGAUCGAUAUGAAGAGCGGUUUGACGCUGAUGGUGAUCUCAUACAACCAAUUACACAGUAUCUUAGUCCUACAGUAAUUAGAAGCUGCAAAACAGCGCAAAAAGUGCGUGCCAUCACUUUCAACAAACAGAUGAAAGAAAUGGUUACAUUAUCAUUGAAUGGAUAUGUCCACAUUUGGGAUGUUGAACGUUUUAGACAAAGAUUUUCAAGGAGAUUAUCGUCGUGCCAAGAUAACGUUUGUAUGGCAAUGAAAAAUGACAGCAGCUUGUACGCUGUUGGUUGUCGUUCUUAUACACUUUUACUGGAUUCGAGAACAUUACAUACUAUAAAAAAAAUUCCUGCAAGAUAUAGCGGAUGUGGUAUUAGAUCUUUAAGUUUUCAAGAUAACGUAAUAACUAUAGGCACUGGCGUCGGAGUUAUUAUGUUUUACGACAUAAAGGCUGGAAAAUAUUUAGAAUCCAGCAUCAACUCGAGCAGAGCCGUUGUUCUUAAAACGAGUAGAGGAUAUGUGUAUCCCGAUGAAGACUAUAUGAUGGAUCAAGGUUUCCAGCAUGUCAAGUAUACUCCAGCUAUAUACACACACUGUUAUGAUUACUCUGGCACGAGAUUAUUUUCAGCCGGUGGCCCGUUACCAGCAAAUCUAUGUGGCAAUUAUGCAGGCUUAUGGCAAUAACACGACUACUAUAGCUGUUGCAAUACAUAAUAUUAAAUUUGAUUUAUGAUGAAAAUUUCAGGCAGUAAGUGCAUGCCUGGCCGAAGAAGGAUAAAAUACUAUUUUUGUCAGUGAUACUCCCAAUUCUAUGAAAUGUAAACGCAAGCAACAAACCACUAAAUUGUUUAGUUUUAUGAUUUCAUUCCAUUAUAUGUUGUAUCAUCUCCUACUUAUGAAAGAAAACUAAACUCCCCUCCCCCCUUGUUUUGGUAAUUUCACUAGGAGUAAGAAAUCAUAAGACUAUUUAAAAAAAUUAUUCAAUGUAUUUAAUUUACUGUGUAUAGUUACAAAACCAGUUUAGUCAGUCACAUAAUUUUUUUGAUUAUUUACAACAAAACGCUGUUUGUUUAUCGUGUAUCAUCUUUAAAAUACUAUCAAC